GCUUCCAUUGUUUCAUCCUUUAGCUUAAGCUUCCUCUUCUUCUUCUUUGUUUGUCAUUUGAAGUUUAUGGUUGAAAGUUCUCCAUUAGUUCCCGCCGUCUACAUCUUUGGAGACUCUUUGGUUGAUGCUGGAAAUAACAACUAUCUUAAUGCAUCUGCCAAAGCCAAUUUUCCCCACAACGGAGUCGACUUUCCACACCAACAAUACACCGGCAGGUUCUCUAAUGGCAAAAUCGUUCCUGAUUUUCUCGCCGAAGAGGUGAGUUUACCUCUUGUUCCACCGUAUCUCUCCCUUGCGGACGAGAAUGGAAGGGUAACAAAUGCGACGCCGUUUAGAACUGGCGUCAACUUCGCUUCGGGAGGAUUUGGAAUUUUGGAUGAAACAAAACAAGGCUUUAAAAAGGUUCCAAUUAAGAAUAAGGUUGAGAUGGAGCAAGAUCGACCAAUGCCGAUGAGUCAACAAAUAGCAUUUUAUUCAUCAGUAUAUGAAUAUCUCGUGGAAGAGCUGGGAUCUGAUGCGGCACAAGCACACCUUUCCCAAUCUCUGUUUUUUAUCGUGGCUGGAAGUAAUGACCUCUUCGCUUAUUAUGAGACUGAUGUGCACAAGCAUUACACACCACAGGCAUACGUGGACUUAAUGGUCUCCACUUUUGAGUCCGAGCUCAAGGUUUUGUACAAGUAUGGGGCAAGAAAAUAUGUGGUGAAUGGAGUUGGAUUAUUAGGGUGCAUUCCAUUUCAAAGGAUGAACAUCCAAGGGGGAGAAUGCAGAGAUGAAAUGAAUUAUUGGGCUGGAAAGUACAAUACUGCCCUUCGAUCUUUAUUACAUAGAUUGGAAAUGGAGCUCCCUGGCUUUGCAUACUCCUAUGGUGAUGUAUAUGCACUCAUCUCUCAUGUUAUGGAAACUCCAUCAAAAUAUGGAUUCAUCGAAAUUGAAGCAGCUUGUUGUGGGCUAGGACACUUGAACGCUGUAGUUCCUUGCAUACCAAUGGCGUCCCUCUGCCCAAAUAGAUCAGACCACCUCUUUUGGGAUCCAUUCCAUCCUUCUCAAAAAGUAAACCGCAUCGUUGUUGAUUACAUGUUUGAUGGCUUUAAUUUCACAUACCCAAUCAAUAUCAAAGAGCUCAUUGCUAAACCCGCAAAAAGUAUUGGAUAUUAAUACUACUAGCGUUCUAAAUGAAGUAGAAGCUAAAUAAAUGUAUGAAUCAAGUGAUCAUCUCUUGCUAAUGAAAAAAGUACUUGAGUAUUAUGUUUA
Molecule: messenger RNA, 1251 nt
Organism: Momordica charantia (bitter melon)
Lineage: Eukaryota; Viridiplantae; Streptophyta; Magnoliopsida; Cucurbitales; Cucurbitaceae
Product: GDSL esterase/lipase At5g55050
Biological process (GO): lipid metabolic process
Molecular function (GO): lipase activity
Source: RefSeq, a predicted model, not a curated record